AAAUGGGUUCAAUUCAAUUGAGAAUAAGGUGAAAAAGAGAUCGAGGAGCGCGUUUCGGUCGAACCGCCAAUUCAAAUUCAAAUUUCACGAUGCUCUUCCCUUCACGUAAACGUAAACCCUAAUCGGAGUCAUCCCUUCUCCGAAGCCUCCCAUGGCUUCCCGCAAUCAGAACAGGCCUCCUCGCAGUCCCUCCAGUAAAAAGGGUGGCGCCGACGAUGUUUUCUCAGACAAGCGUCGAAGGAUUGGCGGCACAGAGAGGAUGGAGCGACAGGGCAGAGGCAGAGCACCCCUCGGCGCUCUCGUCGCCAAGACAGAUGCUAACAAUGAUGGUGGCAGCGCCGACGGCGCCGCCGAGUGCAGCGCUGUUGAGUUCACCAAAGAGGAAGCAGAGGCGCUGCUCAAUUGGAAGCCCAAGAAGGGUAACCCCUUUGAUCACAAGAAAAAACUGGAGCAGAUAGCAGAUCACAAUAAACGGCUUAGACUGUGUGUUCGAUGGUACAUGGGAGUCGAAGAAGGCUACAUCCAAGAGAAAGAGAAGCUUCAGACCGACCUAGAAUCUGCUGUGAACAAGUGCACUGAUACUGAGAAUGCGAUGAAGAUUAAGAUUGCAGAGUCGGAUGAGACUAUAUCUAAUUUGAGGGUGAAUAUUUCCUCUUUAGAAGAGAGAGUUGCAAAGGAAGAGUCGGAUAAAUUGGAAGCUAUUGCUUCUUAUAGAAAAGAAAAGGAAGCCAGAAGUGCAGCUGAGCAGAUGCAAGCUUCUAUUUCAACCGAGCUUCAGAAAGUUCGGGAAGAGAAAUCAGCUGCUGAGCAGAAGGCCAUUUCAAAUGAGGACUUGUACAAGCGAUCACAAGAGUAUAACUUGAGUCUGCAACAGUACAACAGUCGCCUUCAGUCAGAUCUUGACACAACUAAUAAGGAACGUAAACAACUGGAGAUGGAGAAAGCAACCAUUGUUGAGAACCUUAGCAAUGUGAGGGUCCACAACAAGGCAUUGCAGGAUCAGUUGACAUCUGUUAAAGCUUCACAAGAUGAGUCUGCAAAGCAGAAAGAAUUGUUAGGAAAUGAAAACAUAUGCCUUCGGGAAGAAUUAAAACAAAUUAAAGGUGAUCGAGAUCGCCAACAGGUACAGGUACUAGCUCUGACUGGAGAAGUAGAAAAAUACAAAGAACAUACAGGGAAAACUUGUGCACAGUUGGAUACCUUGAAAAUUAGAACAAAUGCUCUCGAGGAGACAUGUUCUUCUCAAAGGGACCAAAUAAAUAUGCUGCAACAGCAGUUGAUUACUGAAAGAGAGAAGUUGAAGACGGCUAAUUUGUCUGCUUCAGAAAUAAGAACCGUGUUUGAAGAUCAGAAAAGAAUUAUACGUGAACUACAGGAACGAAUUGCAGAGAAAGAAUUCCAAGUAAUCGAAGGAGAAAAGUUAAGGAAAAAAUUGCAUAACACUAUUCUGGAGCUAAAAGGAAAUAUUCGUGUGUUCUGUCGUGUCCGACCAAUGCUUUCGGAUGAAAGUUCUGGAACAGACAUGGUUGUUUCUUAUCCCACGUCAACAGAAGCUCUUGGCCGGGGCAUUGAUUUGAUACAGAGCGGGCAGACGUAUCCUUUUACAUUUGACAAGGUAUUUAAUCAUGAGGCUUCUCAGCAAGAUGUUUUCAUUGAGAUAUCACAGUUGGUGCAAAGUGCUCUUGAUGGGUACAAGGUCUGUAUCUUUGCUUAUGGACAGACAGGUUCAGGGAAAACCUAUACAAUGAUGGGUAGGCCUGACGCCCCCGAGCUGAAGGGGUUGAUACCACGAUCUCUUGAACAGAUAUUCCAGAUUAGUCAGUCCCUGAAAGAUCAGGGGUGGAAGUACAAAAUGCAGGCUUCAAUAUUGGAAAUAUAUAAUGACAGCAUCAGGGAUUUGUUGUCAUCAAAUCGGUCAAGUGGUAUUGACUCAGCACGAACAGAAAAUGGCGUUCCUGCUUCUGGAAAGCAGCCGUACACUAUUAAACUCGAUGUCAAUGGAAACCCAUAUGUUCCUGACCUCACUAUCGUGGAUGUUUGUAGUGCAAAUGAGAUUUCAUCCCUUCUGCAACGGGCAGCACAGAGCAGGUCUGUAGGAAGUACCCAGAUGAAUGAACACUCAUCACGGAGUCACUUUGUGUUUACUUUGCGUAUAUGUGGGAUUAAUGAGAGAACUGAACAAGAAGUGCAAGGUGUGUUAAACCUGAUUGAUCUUGCUGGAAGUGAAAGACUGUCGAGAAGUGGGGCAACCGGGGACCGGUUGAAGGAAGCUCAGUAUAUCAACAAAAGUCUCUCCUGUUUGAGUGAUGUAAUAUUUGCUUUGGCUAAGAAAGAGGAGCAUGUACCUUUCAGGAAUUCAAAAUUGACACACCUUCUACAGCCAUGUCUUGGUGGAGAUUCGAAAACUUUGAUGUUUGUGAACAUAUCACCUGACCCAUCUUCAACUGGAGAGUCACUUUGCUCUCUUCGUUUUGCCGCUAGGGUCAAUGCUUGCGAGAUUGGUAUUCCGCGGCGUCAGACAUCCACGCGAUCCAUUGAUUCUCGUUUAAUCUGCGGCUAAAAGAAAAGAGAGGCCACACUCAUAAUUCAUAACCAAAAUAAUUGUUAUUUGUUAUGUUUUGAUUGGGAUAAAAGAAGGGUUUUUCUUUGAUCAAUGUAACUGUUAACUUGUAGAGAAUUUAGCUUGUAUAAAUUGAUUUUAGAGGCUUGCCUUUAGCCUCGGUGGUGUAACUGAUGAUUUGUAUUUAGCUGUAACAUGAUAAUAUUCAAUUUAUGUGAGCAGCUUGUUAAUUGUAACUUGUAAAACUCAACUAUUUGAUAUGAUUGAACUUGCAAGUUCAUGAGAUGUCACAUUCUUAACAAUUUAUCAUGCAUGGUUUCGUGGUUAAUCU
This is a messenger RNA of Cajanus cajan (pigeon pea), 2891 nucleotides long. Its product is annotated as kinesin-like protein KIN-14C. Gene Ontology annotation, biological process: microtubule-based movement. The record is from RefSeq and is a predicted model, not a curated record. Gene Ontology annotation, molecular function: microtubule binding; microtubule motor activity; ATP binding. NCBI's taxonomy places the organism in Eukaryota, Viridiplantae, Streptophyta, Magnoliopsida, Fabales, Fabaceae.